This is a messenger RNA of Dipodomys ordii (Ord's kangaroo rat), 1715 nucleotides long. RefSeq names its product ELOVL fatty acid elongase 7 (gene Elovl7). Gene Ontology annotation, biological process: fatty acid elongation, saturated fatty acid; fatty acid elongation, polyunsaturated fatty acid; fatty acid elongation, monounsaturated fatty acid. Bases 105 to 950 code for a protein of 281 amino acids. The transcript has 8 exons. Gene Ontology annotation, cellular component: endoplasmic reticulum membrane; endoplasmic reticulum. NCBI's taxonomy places the organism in Eukaryota, Metazoa, Chordata, Mammalia, Rodentia, Heteromyidae. The record is from RefSeq and is a predicted model, not a curated record. Gene Ontology annotation, molecular function: fatty acid elongase activity.
CGCGUUCCCGCGCGCCCUCUCCGAUCGGCUCCGUGCCUGGUGAUAAACUCAUUUCUGUUUUUUACUGGUGAUUCCAUUAAAAUAAUCAGUAAAUCUUGUGGAAAAUGGCCUUCAGCGACCUUACAUCAAGGACUGUGCGCUUUUAUGAUAAUUUAAUCAAAGAUGCUGAUCCAAGAGUUGAAGACUGGCUCUUAAUGUCCUCACCUCUGCCACAAACCAUCAUCCUGGGACUCUAUGUCUAUUUUGUCACAUCUCUGGGACCAAAGCUCAUGGAGAAUCGAAAGCCCUUUGAACUCAAGAAAGCAAUGAUAACGUACAAUUUUUUCAUAGUACUCUUUUCUGUGUAUCUGUGUUAUGAGUUUGUGAUGUCUGGCUGGGGAACAGGUUAUUCAUUUCGAUGUGAUCUUGUUGACUAUUCACAGUCACCCAAAGCAAUGAGGAUGUUACGUGUCUGCUGGCUUUAUUACUUCUCCAAAUUUAUUGAGCUGUUAGACACUAUCUUUUUUGUUCUGCGUAAGAAAAGUAACCAAGUGACUUUCCUCCAUGUCUUCCAUCACACUAUCAUGCCAUGGACCUGGUGGUUUGGAGUCAAAUUCGCUGCAGGUGGUUUGGGGACAUUCCAUGCUCUCCUAAAUUCAGCUGUACAUGUGGUAAUGUACUGCUACUAUGGACUAUGUGCAAUGGGACCAUCCUACCAGAAAUAUUUGUGGUGGAAAAAAUAUUUGACAUCAUUACAGCUGAUCCAGUUUGUCAUUGUCACCAUCCAUAUAGGCCAGUUCUUCUUCAUGGAGGAUUGCAAGUAUUCGUUUCCAAUCUUCCAAUAUAUUAUCAUGAGUUAUGGGUGCAUCUUUCUGCUGCUCUUUCUCAAUUUUUGGUAUCGUGCUUAUACCAAGGGUCAGAGAUUGCCCAAAACUAUAAAAAAUGGAAAUUGUAAAAACAAACUUCACUAAAAUAUAAGCUAAACCUGAAUCUGUGAUUGAGAGCUAUAUCUUGUCUUCCUUGACAAUCAAGAGAUAUUUACCUACUCAGUACAUUUUUGUAUAUUUUUCAAAACCAAAAGCUUGUAUUUUCUAUGAUGAAUUAUUGGAGUUUCUGAUCUCUGAGAGCCUAAAGGUCCCAGCUACAUCUUCUGAUUACGAGAGCCAAGACUAACCAGAAGGUUUUCUGCUGCUUGUAAACCUUAUCAAAAUGUUUUAUGUCACACAUGUGCUACAAUGGAAGAAGGGUGUGAAGCAAUACAGUUCUCUUUGGGGAAGUCCAACAUAGAUGAAAAAUGCCAGACAUUUUGACCUUGGACAGAGAUCCCUGGGGUAUAACAGAUUCCUUCUGCUGAGCUGGAGACCUCUAACUGCAGGCUCUGGCUUUGUGACUUACUGAUUGUAUUCAGAAAAUUCUAUAUUUACUCUAGAAUUUAGUUCCCACUCAAAAGAGCUAACAGAGAUGAACAUUAAGCGGAUUUUUGAUAAGUUUUUGUUUAAAAAAGGCAUGUUGCCAUGGAUCUUUCAAGUAGUUGCUACCAAUUGUGCUGAUAAGACUUCCUUCCUUACCCUUUGGUUAUACAAACUUUAAAAGCAACAGUUCUCUCUCAGUGAGUACACUGGUGUCCUUGACAAAAUGGUCAACUUAACAUUAUUUUGAUGGGUUAAUGAACACCUUGCAAUUACUACUUUACAGUUAAUUUUAUAUAUUUCUAGAAACAGAUGAAGGUGUCAAUU